Adineta ricciae is the source of this 453-nucleotide messenger RNA. The record is from the annotation of a GenBank genome assembly. Lineage: Eukaryota; Metazoa; Rotifera; Eurotatoria; Adinetida; Adinetidae.
AUGGCUCCGUUUGGUGUUUACUAUCUAAGCAGUUUAAUCAUAUUUUUUGCUUUAUUAGGUGUGAUAGGUCUAAUAAUGGCUUGUUGUGGAAUGCCUGAUAGUCAUGGGAGUUCUGGAAGUGACGACUGUGGUCUAGGCAUUGUUGUUUUUUUAUUGGUCGCUGUAAUAAUCUUUGCUGUUAUCGGUGUAUUUUUCGGCAUUGUGUUUACUGUAAUAACUACGAAGAAAAUAGCAAAACAUCACACAAAGAAAUUGUGGUUGAGACAGGAAACGAAAAAGUAUGUUGUCAAAGAUUUUCAAGGAAGACGAGACGAAUUACAUCAGGUUUCCAGCCAACGCGAAACACGUAUACUACUAACAGAACCGCAAGUUGCAAUAACUACUCGAGAUAAACAAACGUCGAUUCCAGUGAAAUUGAUAUCAAUUAAAGGAUUGUCGAUGGAAAACGAUUGA